GUCAGAUACAGAAGAUCAUGGCUGAUAAAGAGGAGCUAGGGAUCAGGCUGAAGAAGCUGCUGGUGAGGUUGAACCUUCAAGAGGGGAAGCAGUUGGGCACCAUGGUCCAGAUCAUACAGGACCUCCUGUUCCUGUCCCAUACGGAUCACUGUGUUGAGCUGUUUUCCGAUCAGAACGUCCACAUGCCUCUGAUGCUGGUGCUGUCCUCGCAUUUCAACAGCAAAGUGCAGCAGGUAGGCUGGUCUCUGCUGUGUCGUCUGAUGGAGAUCUGUCCCAACACUCUGGAUAGUCUGGCCAACCCAGAUGAAUAUGAGUUUACUGAGGUGCACAAGCAGAUUCUUAAGGUGCUUUCAAUGUAUUGCAAUGACUCCAAGAUGAUGAUGGUGGGCCUGAGAGCUCUGGCUCUCCUAAUGAAGUCAGAUGAGAUUGUGAUGCAGGUUCUAGAUGAGGAGGAAGUGGAUGUGUUUUCCGUGGUUCUGGAGGCCAUGGGGUCAUUUAAUGACAAAGAAGAGGUUCAGCUACAGGGAUGUGCUGCUUUACAACUACUGCUGCAAACAGUUUCUGAUGCUCAUCUGGUGGAGUUCAUUGAGAACAAGGACCAUGAGGUGGUUUUGGAUGUGCUCAGGCGGUUCAUGGACAGUGAGAAUGUGGUACUGCAAGCUCUGAGGGUCCUCAUACCACUGGCUGCUCCAGCCAGCAAUAUUGAGAUUCUGAUGUCCAAACCCAUUAAAUGCUACAGUCUGCUGUGUCAGGCCAUGGACAUGUGGCUCGACUCGGAGGCUAUACAGGAGACUGGAUGCCGUUUGUUACUGAAAUUCACAUCAGAGAGUUACUAUAACAUACUGGUGCUGAAUGGUGUCCAUAAGGUGGCGGUGAAAGCGUGUGUCUCAUAUCCUGAGAAUGCCACAGUGCAGACCACUGCCCUCUCCUGCUUGAGCGCGCUCGCGGAGUGUAUUGUACAGAAUGAAGAGCUGGACAAAGAGUGGAACGAGGAGGACGAGGCGAAACCGAAAGAAGCCACUCAAGGAGAGGAGAUGCUUAUCUGGAGAGAGGCCUGUUAUACUGCUUUAGAGAGACAUGCUGACGAUGCUGCAGUGCAGGAAGCUGCAUGUUGGGCUUUAAACAGCUUGCUGCUACAUUACCACUCAUUCAACCGUGUGGAACUGGAAGGAAGGCCUCCUCUUCAUUCUGUAAUCAUGGCUGCCAUGCUUUUGCAUUCAUCCAGUGCGGAGGUUUUCCAAGCUGCUUCCUGUACACUACGCACACUAAUACAGCACCACAGUAGGAUGAGGGCUCUGCUGCUGUCACAUGGCAUUCAUGUCAACCUUGUGCAUCUGAUGCGGAAGCACGAGAGCUCCAGCGCUGUGUGUGAAAGUGCCUGCAAACUGCUUCACACACUCUUCCAGGGAGCGAGGGCCAGUCUAGAUGACGCGACCCUGAUUCUCGGUCAGAUCCUGACUGCUCUGAAAACACAUAACUUCGUUCCUGAAGUUCAGCUGGAGGGUCUCAGAGCGAGUUUAGUUCUUCUCAGCCCGGACAGGAGUUUAAGAGAACAUGGCACCUCAGUGGCGGAUCCUGAGAUGGUGGACGUGUCCCUGCGGGUGCUGAAGAACCAGUGUGUACUUGAGGGAGCUCACACUGUCUAUCUAGAGGCACUUAAUAGGUUUAUCAGUAGUGAGGAGAUUCAAGGGUGUGGACUUGGUGUACUCUCAGCACUAGCUGACAGUUCUGGAGCGGUUGACCUCAUGUGCCAGCAGGGGGCGAUAGAUACGGUUCUUCAUACGCUGCAGAUGUUUCCACAGGAGCGUGAUGUUCACUACUGGGGUCUUAGUCUUCUGUUUCACCUCAUCUCUAAGAAGAAGCUCUCUCGUAUGAUGGUGCCUGUACUGGCAUCAGUUUUGGUCAGCUCAGUACGUCAACACAAUGAGGACACAGUCAUGCUUCUAAAGGGUUUCCAGGUGGUGUGGAAGUUAUUGGACACCUGCUCUAGUGCCGCAGCAUGGCUGCAAAAAGAAGACUUCGAGAAAGACAUCUUCCAGAUCCUCCGGGAAAAUAUGGCAGACCAGCGCAGAGAUCCAUUGCAGGCAGUGAGUCGCCUGUGCCUGUCUAAGAUGGUGGUGGACAGUGAGAUCAUGUAUGCCCUGUUGGAGAGAGCGUGUGAGGACGGUGACGUGGACAUGGCAGAAUGUCUCAUCCUGCUGGGCGCUGACAUCAACAAGAAAUCAAAGAGCGAUUCGCUCAUAUAUCAGGUUUGUGAUCGGGGGGCUCCUCUGGUUUUGCUGGAGCUGCUGGUUUCUGCAGGUGUUCAUGAGCAGCAGUUACGUGGAGCUCUGAGCGUGUGUGUCAGGAGGGGCGAUGACCUUGCGGUCAACCUCCUCCUCACCCGUCUGGGGCUGGACCACACCAACAAUGCCCUGUGCCUCGGGAGCUUCCGCCUCGGAAAAAUGAAGGCGAUGUGGCUCAGCGCUCUGCUCUCGGAGCGCAAAACCCAGACUCCAAUCAACAAGAAGAACAGUAAAGGUCAGCGUUUGGCCAGACAGAUCUUGUCACUCCAAAGAAACAAAGGGUUUUUGGGAGUUGGUAGAUUACGGAGUGAUGCCAGCACAUCAGAAUAUUUCACAGAUGAGGAAAGUGACGACUCACACAUUUCCUUAGAUGAAAGCUUGGUCUUUAUGUUUGAUGAAAUGGAGAGUGAUGGGAGCGAUGGGCCUUCACAAGGAUUGUUGCUUUUCAGUGAUUCCCCAGAAGUGGGCAGGAAACCUGCUUGGAGACAUCACAGUCGGCGUAGACGUGCCAAUUCAGAGGGAUGCCAUGGUGAGACAGAUCCAAGUGUCCCUCUACAUAAGCGGUUUAACUCUAACACUAGAGGGCAGGCUUUUAUUGAAAGCUCCACUCCUGCUGCUCUUCCUCUGGCCGUGGACAAAGAACCCAUCCGUCUGCUCGACCUUUCAGGGAAUGAGCUGGGCAAUCUGUCCUGUUUGAUGGGUGUGAGCGCUCUCAAACAGCAGAUUGAAAACCUUCUACGGCUUGAUUUGAGCAGCAACAAUCUAUCAGAGUUUCCCAGUGUUCUCUGUCAGAAUUUAAGAAGUCUUACCCGUCUAGAUCUUCAAGGUAACCAACUGCAGUCACUUCCUGUGGAACUUCUGGGUUUGCCUGCAUUAAACACACUCAAUGUUUCUCGCAACUGCAUUGGUCCUCUUCUGCUGCUGGACCCAACUGUGCUCAGUCCAGCCUUACGCCAGCUCAACCUGUCCUUCAACCAGAUCACCGUCUUCCCCUUCCAGCUGGGGCAGGCCAUGGACAGACUGGAGGAGCUCUCGUUGGAGGGAAAUCAGAUAUCAGAACUGUCUCUCCCGCUCCGCCUGGCUGAAUUGAAAGUUUUAGACAUCAGUAAGAAUCAAGUUAAAAUCAUUUCAGAUAAUUUCCUCACUGAAUGUCUCAAGUUGGAAACUUUCAUCGCUUCAGUUAACAAAAUCAGUUCAUUGUCACACCUUCCUUCAAAGAUAACCACUGUUAAAUUAUCACAGAACAAUUUCACAACUGUUCCUGAAAUAGUCAUCAACUUGCCAAAUUUGCGUUCGGUGGACAUGAAAAAUAACAGUAUUAGUGUUCUGCCGGGUCCAUCUUUCUGGGUCGGUGCAAACCUGAGAGAGCUGAUGUUCAGUCAUAAUCACAUCUCUGCGCUCGACCUGAGCGGCCCGGUGUACAAGUGGGCCAGACUGGAGAAACUUCAUUUAAGCUCCAACAAACUGACUGAGAUCCCUCCUCAGAUCGGUAUGUUGGAGGACCUGACGUCUCUAGAUGUUAGUCAGAAUGAAGGUUUGCGCUCUUUCCCUGAUGAGAUGGGAAAGCUGGUUCAUUUAUGGGAUCUACCUCUAGACGGUCUGCAGCUCCAGAUGGACCUCAAACACAUUGGGAACAAAACCAAAGACAUCAUCAGGUUCUUGCAGCAGCGUCUGAAGAAAGCUGUCCCGUAUUACCGCAUGAAACUCAUUGUAGUCGGCAGCCCAUGUAGCGGGAAAAGUUCUUUGAUUCAUCAGCUGAUGAGACUCAAACGCUCUCAGUGGCGAUCUGAUCCGCACACCGUCGGCGUCAGCGUCAGAGACUGGGUCAUCAAAAACAAAGACAAGAGGAACAUGCUGCUGAAUGUUUGGGAGUUCUCAGGUGGUGAAGAGUACAGUGGAUUUCACCCUCACUUUAUGAGCUCCAGGGCGCUCUAUCUAGUCCUGUAUGACCUGAGUAAAGGACCCAGCGAGAUAGACACUAUCAAACCCUGGCUCUUUAACGUUAAAGCCGUAGCUGGACAGUCUCCUGUGAUUGUGGUUGGAACUCAUGCAGAUGUGUGUGAAGAGCACCACCUACAGGAGUGUGUUCUGAAGCUGCAAGAGGAGCUGCUGUCUCAACCGGGCUUUCCAGUGAUCAAACAGAACCACAUACUAUGUGCCUGUCAGGAGUCUGACUCCAUCAGCAGGUUGCGCAAAGCCAUCAGUCGGGAGCUCAUUGGGUUCAAGAUCCAGGGUCAGCCGGUAAUGGGGCAGCUGAUUCCAGAGUGUUAUGUGGAGUUGGAGAGGAGAGUUUUACAGGAGAGGUCACAUGUACCCACUGAUUUCCCAGUGCUCAGACACAGCAGACUGCUGGAGAUCAUACAGGAAACACAGCUGCAGUUAGAGGAGGGAGAGUUACCCCACGCUAUCCACUUCCUCAGCGAGGCUGGUGUCCUGCUUCACUUUGAUGAUCCAGUGCUUCAGCUAAAGGAUUUGUAUUUCAUUGACCCACAAUGGCUUUGUAACCUCAUCUCACAGACGUUGACUCUGAGGAGCACUGGUCAGUGGGACACCACUAGAGGAGUGGUGCAGCGAACCACUGUCGAAAAGUUUCUGAACAAAAGUCGCUGUUUCCCCAAGGAUCAUCUGACUCAGUACUUCAAACUAUUGGAAAAGUUUCAAAUUGCCCUGCCCUUCGGAGAUGACCAGUUACUUAUACCUAGCAGCCUGUCAGAUCAUAGGCCGGUGAUUGAGCUUCCCCACUGUGAGAAUUCAGAGGUGAUUGUUCGGCUUUAUGAGAUGCCGUACUUCCCCAUGGGCUACUGGUCCAGACAGAUCAGCCGUCUGUUGGAAGUGUCUGCUUUCCUGCUCUACGGCAAAGAGAAAGCAUUGAGACCAAACCGGAUCUACUGGAGGAAGGGCAUCUAUCUGAGCUGGUCUGCUGAAGCUUACUGUCUGGUGGAGGCCUUGUCUCUAGAAGAGAACCCUGCUAGCUUCAUCAAGGUCACCGUCCCCUGCUCUCGCAAAGGUCGUGUGUUGUUUGGGCAGGUGGUGGAUCACAUUGACUCUCUGCUGGAGGAAUGGUUUCCAGGCCUCCUCACCACUGAUGUCCGUGGUACUGGAGAGACACUGCUUAAGAAAUGGGCUCUGUACAGCUUCAGUGAUGGACAAAACUGCCAGAAGAUGCUGCUGGAAGAUCUACUCUCCAGCAUCAAUGCAGAUGGUUUGCUGGUGAACCCAGAGGACCCCAGCUGUACUCUGCCCAUCUCUCAGAUCUCUCCAGACCUUGUAUUGAGUGACCAGCCAUCCAGCACCAUACUGGAUCCAGAGCAGCUGGAGAUGGAGCUCUCUAUGGAGUAUAGGUUGGGAGAUGGAGGCUUCGGCUCUGUAUAUAAAGCCGUGUACAAGAAUGAAGAAGUCGCUGUGAAGAUUUUCAAUAAACAUGCAUCUACACUUUAUGUUCAUCGGCUGGUACGGCAGGAACUGGCGGUACUUGGCAGACUGUGUCACCCCAGUCUGGUGGGGCUUUUGGCUGCCAGUUGUAACCCAAACAUUCUUGUGAUGGAACUCGCCCCAUAUGGCUCUCUGGACUCGCUUUUUGAGCGUGAAAAUAGCAGUCUCAGAUGCAAGCUACAGCACAGGAUAGCACUACAUGUGGCAGAUGGUCUCAGAUAUUUGCACUCAUCGAUGAUUAUCUACCGAGAUCUGAAGCCACACAACGUUCUGUUGUUUAACCUGAAGACGGAUGCUGAGGUCAUUGCUAAAAUCACAGACUAUGGCAUAGCGCAGUACUGCUGCAGUAUGGGCGUCCGCAGCUCAGAAGGAACACCGGGUUUUAGAGCACCGGAGGUCGCCCGAGGUAAUGUCAUCUAUAACGUCCAGGCAGAUGUAUAUUCAUUUGGUCUGCUGCUGUAUGACCUAAUGACCUACGGCGAGCGGAUAUCUGAUGGAAUGAAGUUUCCCAGUGAGUUUGAUGAGGUGGCUGUGCAGGGAAAACUACCAGAAAAAGGAGCAAGAGAUGAGAUUGACAGCAGUCCUAUCCUCUGCAUGGUGAUCAUCAGAGCUCCAGGGUCAUGCAGUGACUGGUUAGUUGCUGGUACACAGUCAGGUUCACUCUUCAUCAUGGAUACUGUAAACGCAGAGGUUCUGCACUGUCUGAAGAGUGUGAAGGAUUCUGAGAUUGACAGCAGUCCUAUCCUCUGCAUGGUGAUCAUCAGAGCUCCAGGGUCAUGCAGUGACUGGUUAGUUGCUGGUACACAGUCAGGUUCACUCUUCAUCAUGGAUACUGUAAACGCAGAGGUUCUGCACUGUCUGAAGAGUGUGAAGGAUUCUGUGACAUCGCUAUACUUUCACAUUCACAGACACUUUAAGAAUUACCUUUUGGUCGGGACAGCAGAUGGAUCACUAGUCAUAUAUGAAGAUUCAGUCUUGAAGGUGAAGAAUGGUGGUCCAGUGAAAACAUUGCAGGUUGGUGAUGUGAACACUCCUCUGAUGUGUCUUGGUCCAUUCAGUCAUACUCAGGAGUGCAAAGAGCUGUGGGCUGCCUGUGGCAGCAGGGUGUUCUCAUUCACAGUGGAAUACGACAUCUGUAGAAGCAUAGACACCAAACCCAAACUGCUGUACCCGCAGCAGGGUCGAAUCAGCAGUGAUCCUUGCAUAUCACGGUUAGCGGUGGACAAACAUGUGUAUGUAAGUAAAAGGGGUGGCCACACUGUGGAGAUCUGGGAUAAGAAGACUGAGAGGAUGAUGAACCUCAUUGACUGCGCACAGUUACUCAGAUUAACGCCCACCAAAAAGCCCAAAGCCCAAAGUGAGGACCAGUCUAGACAAAUGGUGCCGUCUUCGGCUAUUGUUAAAGCUCUGUUGGUCCAGCACAGCGGUACUCUGUGGAUUGGGACCAAAGAAGGACACAUCCUGUUGGUGGAGGUCUCCAGCUGUCAGCUACUGCAGACCAUCAGCCCUCACUGCCACUCCAUACGCUGCAUGGGCUCUGUGCUGCUAGACACACUCAACCGAAAGAAUGUUAUUAUAGUACUGGGUAGACGGCAACGCGUGUCACAAGACCAAAUCAAAACACAAGCUGAGGACUCAGUGCUGAGCGUGUGGAACAGUUCACUUCCUCUGGAGGUCAGAGAUCUGAUCAGACACUGUGAGCUACGAGACAAGAUCACCAGCAAACUGAGAGAAACACUCCACAACUGAUCGUACACUCUGUCUGCGCAUCAUUUCCUGAGAAAGCUGAGAAACAUGUAACAUUACUGUUUGCAACAUUUGAAGGCACAUAACAGAAAGUUCCAUUGUCUACUGUCAGUAGUGCAGAAUGAAGCACAGAGCUCAUGUCCAGACGAAGCAGAUGUCUGUUGGUCAACACGGUCGAUUUGCGCAAAUUCCGGGUUUCAGUUGAAGCGACUGGAUUUCGCCGGUGAAAGAGCAACAGUUAAUGCCACCGAACCUUUACUGUUUUGAAAAGGGACCCAUGUGAAAAUGCAAUCUGUUUUAUAUAGUCAAGGGAAACAUUUAUUUUUGUUACAUCUCAUAUGUUUGGAUUAUACAGAAAACCAAAAUGAAAAUUGCAAACACUUGAGUUAGCUUUAUUAUUUUAUAGUAUGUAUUCAUGAUAUGAAGCCAUAAGAGCAGAGCAGAAAGCCAUCAUUUAUCAAAAAUAUCUCUAAUACCUCUUAUGCAAAUGUAUCAUGUUUAGUUUCCACUAUGAUACAAUAGUCGCUACUGUUGUUAGCAUCAUGGGAGCACAGUGAAUGAGCUGCUAGAGGUAACUAGCACCACUGUCUGUCAUAAAAAAACAAAGAUGAAAUCUUGCACUUUUGAAGGAAAUCCCACAUUAAUGCUAGUAAUGCAAAUAUGUCAAAUUCCAGAAUUGGUUUUGAGGUCUGUUUAUGAAGUCUCUGUGUUCAUUGUUUGGAAAUGAAAUUAUAUGAUGAGUAAUCCAUUGCUAAAUUUUGAGCAAUAAGCUAAUAAAUGACACUACACACAUUCUCUGACCUUUUGUGAAUUACAAUCACAUUAUAUUUAAUGAUCACAAUAAGCCAGUGAUUAAAG
Molecule: messenger RNA, 8321 nt
Organism: Sinocyclocheilus anshuiensis
Lineage: Eukaryota; Metazoa; Chordata; Actinopteri; Cypriniformes; Cyprinidae
Product: leucine-rich repeat serine/threonine-protein kinase 2-like
Exons: 51
Coding region: 18-7466 (2482 amino acids)
Biological process (GO): protein phosphorylation
Molecular function (GO): protein kinase activity; ATP binding; protein binding
Source: RefSeq, a predicted model, not a curated record